CUACUAUUAAGAGCAAACUGGUGAAUGCCUGGUGUCACAUUUUCAGGAUGGACAAUAAUACCCCCACGUCCUCAAUUCAUAUUUCCUCCCUCAAACCACCCGCUCCACUUCUACGCGCAGUCCUGCCCUCGAGCCGAGACCAUCGUCCGGCAAGUCGUCCAGCACCGCGCCGCGCAAGACCGCUCCGUCCUCCCCGCCCUCAUCCGCCUGCAGUUCCACGACUGCUUCAUCAGGGGCUGCGAUGGCUCGGUACUCAUCGACAGCGCCGGCGGCAAUGUGGCCGAGAAGGAGGCCGAUCCCAACCUGACGCUGAGGAUGCUCGACGUGAUCGACGACGUCAAGGCUGCCCUCGAGACGGCAUGCCCCGGCGUUGUAUCGUGCGCCGACAUUAUCGGAUUGGCCGCGAGGGAUGCUGCGGCCAUGGCGGGGAGGGUGCGGUACCAGCUGCCCACCGGGAGGCGCGACGGGACCGUCUCCAGCGCGGCCGAGGUUCAUCUGCCCAGCCCGUCCGUGUCGUUCGCCGACGCUCUGUCGGCCUUCAGUAACAUCGGCCUCGACGUGGUUGAUCUCACCACCUUGCUGGGUUCACACACCAUGGGGUUCUGCCACUGCAUGUUCGUCAUGGACAGGCUCUACGACUUCAAGAAAACCGACACGCCGGACCAGACCAUGGACGCCGGCCUGCGGGCCUCGCUCCAGGGCAGCUGCCCGCCUCACACGGUGACGCCGCAGAACGAGUCUGGCGACACCAUCGUCCCCAUGAACCUCCUGGCGCCGCACGUGCCCUUCAGGCUCGACAACUCCUUCUACCGAAGCGUGCUCGCAGGGAAGGCCGUCUUGCAGAUCGACCAGGAGCUGGCGUCCGACGGCAUGGCCAGGCUCAUCGCCGCCAAGUUCGCGGUCGGGCCGCGCAAGUUUCGGAAGCAGUUCGCCAGGUCCAUGGUGAAGCUGGCGAGCGUACACGUUCUCACCGGAGAGCAGGGGGAGGUCAGGCUGAACUGUCGAAAGGUUAACAGCCGAUAGUUUUUUAUGAGUGGCAAGAUCAGUGCCUUCAAGUUGAGUUUUAAAUGUUUCCCGUAGAAAAGAAGUUGAGUGUUAAUUCUUAAUGAUUUGCUAAUACAUGUAUGCUUAGAAU
This is a messenger RNA of Lolium perenne, 1135 nucleotides long. Its product is annotated as peroxidase 57. Gene Ontology annotation, biological process: response to oxidative stress; hydrogen peroxide catabolic process. The record is from RefSeq and is a predicted model, not a curated record. Gene Ontology annotation, molecular function: peroxidase activity; heme binding. Lineage: Eukaryota; Viridiplantae; Streptophyta; Magnoliopsida; Poales; Poaceae.